Molecule: messenger RNA, 702 nt
Organism: Morchella sextelata
Lineage: Eukaryota; Fungi; Ascomycota; Pezizomycetes; Pezizales; Morchellaceae
Exons: 3
Coding region: 1-702 (233 amino acids)
Source: RefSeq, a predicted model, not a curated record
AUGGCAUUCCAACCAAACACCAACUUUAUUAACACCUUCAUCACUGAUUAUAAUAUUGUUAUUACCAAUAACAAUUCAGCUUCCAAUAACGAUAAAAAAACCAUUACCCUCGACCAUAUCAAAUGGUUUAAAAACAUUCCAAUUGUCGAACUUGCUCCGCCGACCGUAAUUACUUGCGCUGUAAUUGGAUGCGAAAGAAAAUUCAUCCACAACGAUAUUCACAUUUGCAGGAAAAAUUACAUCAACCACCUCCGCCUCAAUAAGAAUAAAGCAAUUAAGCGCAGAGAACUUGAAGCUCGUGAAUUAGCCCUAAUGAACAAAGAUGAAAAUACCAACCCAAACAAUAUUGCUGUUGAACAAAACACAACCACCGCUACUAAAAAGUUGGAUUAUUAUCAGAAACAGAAACUCUUGGCAGCAGAGAAAAAAAAGGAAAGGGAAGCUCUUGCGCUUAUUUUAGAGGAUGCCCACUUUGAUGCUCAUGCAGCUGAAAUGGCUACUCAUAACAUUACUUCUGAGUCAGCUAAGGAGAUUUCUGCCAACCACCGCAAGAACAAUGUGGAGAAAACUCGUGUCUCCUGGCAUAAGUCCAUGCUUAGAAGAAAAGCAAAGAAGAAUGCAGAUCUUCUUGCUCUUGGUAAUGAAGCUAUUGAGCAAUGGGUCAAUCAGGAGUAUGCCUUGAAGUUUGGGGGAACUGUCUGA